UGCUUAUUUUAUUUUCCAGAAAGCAAUGUGUAUGAAGGAACACUCGCAGUCGUCAAAGGCCUGACCUUCAAUCCUGAUCUGGAAAAUCCACAGACCGUCAUGUAUACCAGUGUUUCGCAAGACAUUGAGGAAUCGGUAAGCAAGUGUUUAAAUUUGUGUGUUUUUUUUGUAAUUCAAUUAAUGUUAUUUUUUGUGUGUGUUUUGAUGUUAUGUACUCAGGUGAAUAUAAUGUUUUUGAUGUUACUUUGAGUGUAGAUCCACACCGGGCAGGCAUAACUCAUUGGUAUCGAAGGUACUAGACUCAGUUCCGAAAUACCACACACUCGAACAGACUUGGCCUCGUAGUUCAGUUGGCAGUGCAUUGGACUAGUAUCCCAAAGGUCGCGGGUUCGAUUCCCACCGUGGUCAGGCUAACUUUUCAGCCUGCCCGGUGUGGAUAUACACUCAGAGUAACAUAAAAAACAUCAAUUAAUUAUUUAGAAUCAGAUGGGGAUCCUAGUAGACCAAGUUGGUGUUUGUAGGGAUUUUUUGUCACAGGCCUUUCACCUCUUGACUAGGAAUCGAUUUCUGCAAUGUGUAGGUGUCUGAUUAUAUAAGUCAUUCACGAGUAGGGUAUUUCCAGUUUUACCAAACACCACAAGUUUGCUCAGGGUUCCUUCUGCACUGCAAGGAACAAUAGGAAUGGACCUUACUGGACCUUACAGGACCAAUAAGACACCUUAGGAUUGCUCUAAACUGUUCUCCUUACUGGACCAAUAAGACACCUUAGGAUUGCUCUAAACUGUUCUCCUUACUGGACCAAUAAGACACCUUAGGAUUGCUCUAAACUGUUCUCCUUACUGGACCAAUAAGACACCUUAAGAUUGCUCUAAACUGUUCUCCUUACUGGACCACUAAGCUAAAAUAGAGAGGUUCAGGUUUGACUAGCACUCCUUCUCACAGGCGUAAUACACAUUUGAUUGGUCAAUCUAGCAGAUUAAAUACAUGCAACUGAUUGGUUAAUGGUAACGGAAGUCAAAAUUUGAAUCUCUGUAUAAUAAGUUGUUUAAGAAGUACCUUAAUAACCACCUGAUGCUCUCUUUUCUAUUGUGUGUUGUUUAUUUUUUACUGGAUUGAAUUGCCUAAUCUUAUCAUUCUCUUGACCACGAAUGACAUUUACUAGCAAAGCUUAGAAUUUAUUAUUUAAUACAUGCAAUAUCACAUACCGAUUUUUUUUCUACCACAGAUCAUGAAGUUGGUGAAUGACCGCCGUACUACUGAUGAUACAGCAGCAGAUAUUCUAGGUGUUCAAGUAUUCGACUAUACGUAAGUAGCGCUUCGAAUCCUUUUUAAUAUUGUAAUUAUACCAACGCCUGUGGCUUAGCAAGAGAAAGCUUGCUAGUUUAUUGUAGAGCAAAUUCAAAUUAAAUAGAUAUAGGCUUUGAGGUAGAUUGUCAAGUGAUAGUUAUGGAAUUUUGGAACACAAAGAAAUUAUUCUCAUAAAGUUUGCAAUGAAGCUUAAUUUUGAAAUGCUUUUUUCAAAUUAAUGGCCAUUAGACGUAUCGCGAAACCAGAAAAAUGCCCGUUUUACCGCACUUCUGGUUUUGAAAGCUUCUUGAAUCAUUCUUGCAACUGCCAAUCUUCGAAUAAAACAACUUGAAGUUUCUCUCUGUCAAAAUUUUUCCAAACUGGUGUUUUUGUAAAUCUUAACAGUAGAUUGUACUAUCCGAUGUUUGCACAACCGACUCCAUGCAGAACUGUUAACUGAUUGAGCUCAGUGCCUAUCCCCAUCUCUUGCGUGCCAGCCAAGAACAGAACUUUGUAUAGUUAUAGAUGAUAUGUAAUUCUAAUUUCUGUUUCUGUUUUUCAGGCAAGGAAGUGUUAUUGUUCACUUGCUGUUUUAUGUGAGACGGGCGAGCACAAUAAACAUGGCACACAUACAAAUAUUCCUCAACGCCAAUAUUCCUCUCAACGACGACGGCAACCAAACGCUGAGUGACCAAUACGUGAUAAGGACAGUCAGUGUUUUUGGUAAGAUAGCUGUUUUAUUUGACAAAUGAAUUAUUCAGGUUUUGAACUGCAGAAGAAUGUCAAGGACACGAUUCUAAUACGAAAUAUUCUCUUCCUUGUUCCUUUUUCACAACACACACAUCAUGGCCAGUAUGGUGACCGUGUGUGUUGUUGGUAAAAUUUCACAUCACUUUCACACCUGAGACAGUGUUUCUUGUGCAUAACAAUGCUAUCUAGUCAUGUUAGUCAAGUCAUGUUAGUCUAGUCAUGUUAGUCUAGUCAUGUUAGUCUCGUCAUGUUAGUCUCGUCAUGUUAGUCAGGUCAUGUCAGUCAAGUCAUGUUAGUCAAGUCAUGUUAGUCAAGUCAUGUUAGGCCCGUUUCAGACGGCGUACUUCUCAUGUGCCGAACUUAAUUGAUUAAUUAGGUACGGCAGAAGAGCGACGUAUGAAUCAAUUAAGUACGGCAGAAUUUGGAGCGGCAAAAAUUCGACACAAGUUCGGCAGAGCUUGUCGCAUUAUGCGACGUUGGAGCGACGUUGAUUCAUACGCCGUUCCACUCAUGUGCCAAACUUAACUCAACUUUAGUCUAAAAAUAAACUUAUUUAUUUUGAAUUUUAUUGAGGUUUCGCUGGCGAAUGUGCCCUAACCUUGUCAAUAACAUAGUAUUUGGUACGCCGUUUGAAUCACUGCCGUUCUUGUGUCGCAUCUAAUACAAUUAAGUUCGGCACAUGAAGAGUACGCCGUCUGAAACGGGCCUUAGUCUAGUCAUGUUAGUCUAGUCAUGUUAGUCUGGUCAUGUUAGUCAAGUCAUGUUAGUCUGGUCAUGUUAGUCAAGUCAUGUUAGUCAAGUCAUGUUAGUCAAGUCAUGUUAGUCAAGUCAUGUUAGUCAAGUCAUGUUAGUCAAGUCAUAUUAGUCUAGUCAUGUUAGUCAAGUCAUGUUAGUCCAGUCAUGUUAGUCAAGUCAUGUUAGUCAAGUCAUGUUAGUCAAGUCAUGUUAGUCAAGUCAUGUUAGUCUAGUCAUGUUAGUCAAGUCAUGUUAGUCAAGUCAUGUUAGUCAAGUCAUGUUAGUCAAGUCAUGUUAGUCAAGUCAUGCUAGUCUAGUCAUGUUAGUCUAGUCAUGUUAGUCUAGUCAUGUUAGUCAAGUCAAGUCAUGUUAGUCUAGUCAUGUUAGUCAUGUCAUGUUAGUCAAGUCAUGUUAGUCAAGUCAUGUUAGUCUUGUCCUGUUGGUCAAGUCAUGUUAUUCAAGUCAUGUUAUUCAAGUCAUGUUAGUCUGGUCAUGUUAGUCUGGUCAUGUUAGUCAAGUCAUGUUAGUCUAGUCAUAUUAGUCUAGUCAUGUUAGUCAAGUCAUAUUAGUAUAGUCAUGUUAGUCAAGUCAUGUUAGUCAAGUCAUGUUAGUCCAAGUCAUGUUAGUAUAGUCAUGUUAAUAUAGUCAUGUUAGUCAAGUCGUAUUAGUCAAGUCAUGUUAGUCUAGUCAUGUUAGUCAAGUCAUGUUAGUCAAGUCAUGGUAGUCUAGUCAUGUUAGGCUAGUCUAGUUAUUUUAUAUUUUACCCAAUAGAGUAGGGCGUACCAUGCAUAGAGUCGAGGCCCCGUAAAAUACACAAAUGCAAAAAUAUUAUAAAUAAAGAUUUAAGCUGAAUAGUACAAAAAUAUAUCGAAGUAUAACAAGUAAUAUACUGUAACAAGUCAACGAAUAACAUUACUAUUUAUACGAACACUAGCAGCACAAAAUGUUACUGAAUUCAAGAGACGGGCUUGAUGACAUUUGACACAUGGAGGUUUGAAGUCGUGUCAUAAAAACAUUAGAAGUUCAUUUGGUGUAGUAUACCGUUUAAUUUAGCUAUAUUUAUUUUCUUUAGAUCACAACGAUUGUACGUUCCAACAUGAUAUCCUGCCUAAAGCUGAUUGCGGCGGAUUUGGAGAGUGUGUGAACGUUGUUGGCAGAUACAGAUGUCACUGCACAGGUGACGUUAAUACACAAAGUGGGGCAUGUGUUCCGCCAACUACUUUCGAUAAUCUGCUGCAAGCAGUACCAGAAGCAGCUGAUGAUGGUGAGUAAUAAUUCUGUUACUUUGGCUUUGUUUCGUGAGCACUCUAAUCAUUGGUUGGAAGUAGCCUUUCAGUUAUAUGUUCAUUUCAGUGGUGUAAACAGCCGAAAUUCUUGUCCAACGUUCUUUGUUUUAGGUGUUUUUGUUUUUUACUUAUUUAGAGCUAAUUUAAGACAAAAUAUGUUUGCCUGGAAUCCUUCUCGACGAUAUUUUUCUAUUCGGAAUUAGAGCGAGAAAAUCGCCAGAUAUAUAUUAUGUACAGGGGAAUGGCUUGAAUUAAGAGUUUAGUAAAAUUUUAAAACAUUUGAACACAGAUACUUGCUGUAUUUCAACAGAGCACAUGUCUAUGUCGUUAAAACACGCAGAACAUGUGAUUUUCAAAAAAUAGUGCAUGGAGGUAUAUAUUAGGAUACGGUCGAAGUUAUAUAUGGUAAUUAGCAUAUUGUUCCAAUCAUGAUGCAUCUUAUACUCAAGUUUAUUUUUCUAACGGAGUAGAUGCACAUAGUGAUCAAUCAAUUUUGUAUAUUCUUCCUAGAUAAAUGGUGGAUUGUAUAUGCUGUGGUGUUUGGAGCAUUAUUCGUCAUAAUAUUCCUUCUCGUGAUUGCUUUGUGUUGUAUCGAGUGUUCUGGUGGAUCCAACAAAGAAAGGUAAUUAAAUAUAAUAUAAUAUAAUAUAAUAUUAUUUGUUAGUAAUUUCAGUAUUGAAACAUGGCCUUUCAGCAUUCUGAUGAGCUCCCCGAGCAGUAACUCUGAGGCAAUAAUUACUGCUCAGACUGCUCUGAUCAGUAAAAUCAGACGGAAGUCGAUUAUUUAUGCAAAUUAUAUUCAUAAAAUAAACACGUGUAUUAGUUGCAUUUAUAAAUAAACUUUUUCAACACUGAAAAUAUACUAAAAUAAUUGGUCACUUCAGGCUCGGUGAUUACAAGCUUGUAAUCAACCUUGCCUAAUUCGGCGUUAAAGGACAUUGGCAACCAAAAUUUUUAUUACUUAUAUCUAUUAGGUAUACUUACGGAAUAUUUAAUUUCAUAUUUUGGCCGGUUUGUCGCGUUUAGUUGCUGAGAAAAUUUGAUUGAAUUUGAGAAAAUUUGAACAGUUGUCCGCCAUUUUGAAAAUAAGCGCGUAUGCUAAUUUAUGCCACAAAAUACAUUAUCUGACGUCAUUGGCUGGGUAAACACAAUCUCAUGACUAUAAACAAUACUGUAUUACCACACGUAGUGCAUUUUGAGCCAAAACAAAAGGCAGAAAAGUUUUACCAAGUAUGUAACUUGUUUGUAACACUAUUUCUCAUAGUAUAUAUCCUACUCCGUGUUAAAUAAGCGCGGAAAUUCGAGUGUAACAAGGCAAAUACUAAUGCAAUAUUUUAUGAUCAAUUACCUGCAUUGUAAAUUGCGCCAUUUCUUGCUUUCCCAGUCGCUCGAUAUGUUUUUAUCUGAUAGUGUAGACUUCUCUUGUUUGAUUGCGAAGAGUGUUGGCCAGUAUAACGCUCAAAACGACAUAUUUUUAGCUAACAUAACACGCACGCAAUAGAAUUCUCUCUUGUAGUUUUGGUGCUACCCAGCCAAUGACGUCACAAAGUUCAUUGACCUUCGAGAUAAUUUUUCAAAAAUAUUUUCCAAGAUGGCGGCGAAACUGGCCGAAACACAAAGUUUGCAUGCAUUUUACUCGUAGACUAAAAUGUUCAAGAAGGAAAUGAUAAUAUUUUCAUAGUUCGGUUGUCAAGUAGGAUUGAAAUAGCCAAUAAAAAUUUUCGUUGCCAAUGUCCUUUAAAUAGAAUUCUUUAUCUUCUUAGUAGGACCAUAACGAUUUUAUGCAUGUAAAGAAUACCUAAUCAUACAGAGCUUUGCUGAAAAGCACAUUGGUGAUGUGGACAGUCUGUUUAGAUAAAUACUUUAUACUUAUAUUCACCAUAAAACGACAUGGAGCACUGGAAAUGGGUUAUAUCUUUAUCUAUCGUACACAAUAGGGUUAAAGUUGGACCUUCAUGUGUAUAUUUACGUUAUAUAAAACAGAAUUUCAACCAAUCACAGUCGCGUAACAUUUUUAUGUAUAUUAUCAUAUACUCUGUACCGAACUUAUUCAUUGCAAGCCGUCUAAUUACUACUAAACUCUAAAGAACGUAUUGCAGUAAACGUUAUCGUCUCGAAACUUGUCAUUUUUGCAUGUGGAGAAAAUCACGUAUAUUACUUACGAAAUAAUGUUUUCGAUCUGCGGGGUCGGAGCUAUACUGCAUGAAUCACUUCAAAUCAGUCUUCUAUAGGAUUAGUAUUUAAUUACAGUAAAGGCUCGCACAGACCGGACGCGAAUUGGCUACGCGACGCGAAUUUUCAAUUUUCAAUGACAUUUAACUUUAAUAUUUUUCUAUGUUUUUCAAAUAUUUGGAACAACUUAAGCAAUUUUAGCUAUUUGGUCUGCAUAUCUUGUGAAAUUUUUAUCCGUUGACGGUUUAAUUUUUUUUAUUAACUGAAAAUUCGCGUCGCGUUGUCGAAUCGCGUUCGGUCUGUGUGGGCCUUAAGUUAUUUGACUUGUGCACACGAAACAGAAAUGAAUCAUUUCAUAUUUUCAUUCAGUCAAUAACUUUGUUUUCAGAUACUUGGUUCACAGUCAGUACGAGUUAAGUAGUGGGCAACAUGGCUACCAUCACGACAUACGUAUAGAUGACGAAGUCGCUCCUGGAAACCCCACAAGCUACAAAAUGCAAAAUGAGUACUCGAUGGGAGAUGAGGUGAUUGCUUACAAGAGUCCACGUGAUACGAAAUCUGGCUUUUAUGAAAUCAAUCCUAUUUAUGAUGAUAACAAAGGAGGAACAAUUAGAACUGAGAAGAGUUACAGUUCCGUGACUACCAAAGGUUCUAUGAAAUCUGAGACUGAGAGUGCUUAUCAUUCUACAACCAAUGGCGAUGACUCUCCAUCGACUAGCCCUCCUGUAAGUUAAACUCUGUAAGUAUAUUACAUAAUAUUUUCAUAGAGUCAUUAUCAAGGCAAUACCAUAUAUUUAUAGUAAGAGCCCAAAAUUUUAUUCUCGACAUAUCAAGAUUAUGAAUUCGCCUCGGCGGCUCGUGGCCACUUUUUUGUUCUUCCCACAUUAUGACGUCAUACUGCGUAGAUAUAAGUGAGCAGACAACGGCAAAAUAUUAUCUAUUUGUUGAAUAUAUAUAUUUAUAUAAUAACGUUAAGAAUUCAAGCGCUUUCAUUGGUCGAGAGCCAUGAUGUAUUAUAGAGGAGAGAUGUAUUAUAGAGAGAUGUAUUAUCGUCCCACGUGACGUAACUUAAGGUAGCCAAUAGCCUGCGAACAGGCGUUUAUUCAGGUGGGCCUAGUAAUAAUAAACGCCUGCCGGCAUGCCUUAUAAUUUUGAAAGAAACUGUCAGAAACUCGAAAUCAUAAUAGUGCUCAAAAUAUCAACGAGCUCCGUGUUCUUACGCGGAACUGGCUGGAUUUCUUUUCAUUCUUGAGAUAUCCAAAUAUAUUCACGAGUCAUUUCGUUUAUCAGAAUAAACCGCAAUGAAUGAGUAAGAUUUCUGUAUCGAAAUUAGAACAUUUUAAUGUAGAACAUUAACAUUUUAAUUAGAACAUUCAUUAAAAUGUGUCCAGUCGCUGUCAAAAUAUAAAAUAUUGCCAUCUAGGCAUCUACAGACUAAUCAAUUUGCUUCACAUACAUUUCAUGCAAACACUGUCAUAUUAUUAAAAGCAAAACAUUUAUCGUUGCCAUAAACAGAAACGUAUUCGAUAUACGUUUAUUAAACGAAAACAUAAACUGAACUGAACCUGAUAAUCUCACAUGUAAUACAUCCAAAAUAUUUCUCCCAUUAAAUUGGCCCAAAACAUUAAUGUUUUUCUUGUUCGCAUUUACUCGACUAUAUUCAUCUAUAAAUCAGCACCAAUAAAUCAGAUCUCACUCCUCAGUAAUAAACGCAGACCUCUUACUUAAUGUCAAUCAUAUGUUCCCAUGUCACCUUCCAAUGUCUCCGGCAGGCGUUUAUUAUUACGAGGCUCGCCUGAAUAAACGCCUGUUCGCAGGCUAGGUAGCCAAUAUCAUGGCCUUGGCAACUCGUGAGUCACUCUUCUGUUCUUCCCACACUAUGACGUCAUAUUGUGUAUCUAUAACUGAACAGACAACGGCAAAAUCUUAUCUAUUUGUUAAAUAGAAAUCCAUAGAAAUAAAAGAUACAUACGUGUGUUGAAAUCUUACAUUUUGAGCCUUGUAUACUAAUGAUUUAUUUUUGUUUUUUAUAGCCUGAUACCAGUUUGUGAACUUCGAGGGAUUGAAAUGACUUUUGUUGCACAUUUUUAAUGAACUGCACUACAUUCUAAAACUUAUAACUUUUUUACUAAUAUUUUUGAAGAAUAGUUUUUUAUUCUAAUAUUCUUGGAAUUGCUUAUUUUUACUAAUAUUUAAAGCUCUCAACUUGUAGAGUAUGUAAUUCAUGCACAUCGCUUUGUUUUUAAUAAAUAUUUUUGCACAAAAUGACGUAUUUUG
Messenger RNA from Paramuricea clavata, 8507 nucleotides. Lineage: Eukaryota; Metazoa; Cnidaria; Anthozoa; Malacalcyonacea; Plexauridae. The record is from the annotation of a GenBank genome assembly.